AUGACCACGAAGGACGUACCCAGUCUCACAGUGAAUUUCCCUUCUCGGUAUGACACUGCCGUAGCUUCGCAACGGUACCCCCGCUCCCUUGAAAAAUGGUUCACGUCUGCAGCCAGUACCAAAAGCAAGAAGGCCCCUGGGCUGACAAAGGCGAGCGACGGAGCCGACGAUGAGCCGUCCAUAUCCGGGCGAGCGGAGGAGGGCCGGGAGAAGCAGCGUCAGGAAGAAGGUUGCGACGGAAAUGUCAACGGUGGAUCCGCCCCCGCCGCCUUUGCGGUGAAGGGCGCUAACCCAUUCACGGAGCAGUUUGUGCAGAAGAAGCUUAAAGACAGAAAGAAAGAAUAUUUGAAGCGGAAGGCGGAAAAGAAGCGGCGCAAAGGCACCGGCGGGCAGGUGGUGGUGGAGAAGGAGCUACAAUUGAAAGACCACGUCAAAUUUGGCGAGGUGCACCUCAAGCGCAAGCACUGGGCGGAGAAGGAGAAGACCGCCAACGAGCGGUGCAAGGAGGUAUUCCUGAAGCAGAUGCAGCAAGCGCAGCAGCAGAUUGCAGCUGGGGCCGCGGCACGGACGGAUGAUGGCAUUGCUAUGCGCAAAGGCGGCGGCGGGAAGGGCGGCAAGGCGGCCAAGGGUGCGGAUGGCGAUUCUGCUCAGCAGAACCGCAAACGGAAGGCUCCGAUGGAUGCGGAGACGGAGGAGUUGCGGCAACAAGUUAUUGAGUCAUACCGAGCGGCGAAAAAGGGCACCGGCUUCCACAACUCAACAGUGGGCCAAGCUACUUUGGCCUCGUUGUCUCAUCUUGUGGGCAAGAGCGCCGGCGCCAAGGCGGCAUCCACGGCCGGAGGAGGAAAGAAGACCCACACACUAGCCUAG
Messenger RNA from Volvox carteri f. nagariensis, 870 nucleotides. RefSeq lists its product as uncharacterized. Lineage: Eukaryota; Viridiplantae; Chlorophyta; Chlorophyceae; Chlamydomonadales; Volvocaceae. The record is from RefSeq and is a predicted model, not a curated record. The coding region runs from base 1 to 870 and encodes 289 amino acids. The transcript has 5 exons.